Messenger RNA from Euleptes europaea (tarantolino), 1623 nucleotides. It is a transcript of the gene SNPH, whose product is annotated as syntaphilin. Gene Ontology annotation, biological process: neuron differentiation. Bases 1 to 1623 code for a protein of 540 amino acids. Gene Ontology annotation, cellular component: cytoplasmic microtubule; mitochondrion. The transcript is spliced from 4 exons. NCBI's taxonomy places the organism in Eukaryota, Metazoa, Chordata, Lepidosauria, Squamata, Sphaerodactylidae. The record is from RefSeq and is a predicted model, not a curated record.
AUGUCCCUGCCGGGGAGCAGGCGGCCCUCCACAGGAUCCCGAAGUCGUGAGUUUUACGGAAGGAGUGGCUUUGCUUCGUUCUUUAAGCCUGCGGCGGCCCCUCUCACUCCGCCGGAGAAACAGCCUCUUCUUCCUGCCUCCAGGCGCCCCUCCCCGCCCGUGAGCAUGCGGGACACCUAUGGCACCUCUUCGCUCAGCAGCAGCAGCAACUCCGGCUCCUGUAAGGGCAGCGACAGCAGCCCCACCCCAAGGCGGCCGGUCAAGUACCUGCUGUGCAGCGACAACCAUGGCAUCAAACCCCCGACCCCUGAGCAGUACCUGACCCCUCUCCAGCAGAAGGAGGUCUGUAUUCGACACCUGAGGGCCCGGCUGAAAGACACUCAGGAGAGGCUGCAAGACAGAGACUCUGAGAUUGACGAUCUAAAGACGCAGCUCUCGAGGAUGCAGGAGGACUGGAUCGAAGAAGAGUGCCAUCGUGUGGAGGCCCAGCUGGCUCUGAAGGAGGCCCGGAAGGAGAUCAAGCAGCUGAAGCAGGUGAUCGACACCGUCAAGAACAACCUCAUCGAGAAGGACAAAGGGCUGCAGAAGUACUUUGUGGACAUCAACGUUCAGAACAAGAAACUGGAGACUUUGCUGCACAGCAUGGAAGUGGCGCAGGACGGGACGGUCAAAGAGGAAGGGGCUUCGGAGUCGGCGGGGGGCUCCCCUGCCCGUUCGCUCACUCGCAGCUCCACCUAUACCAAGCUGAGUGACCAGGGGGCAGCCGACCGGAACGUGGGCGGUUCCCAGACCAUCUCUGUGGAGGAGAUGGCGGACAGCGGCUUCAUGGAGCAGAGCAGCCUGUUGUCCUCUGGAGUGGAAUGCGGCCUGGACGAGACCUCCUUGCAAACCUCGUUCACCCUGGGCUCCCGGAUGCCGACGAGCUCCACGUACGAGAAGCUGAUGGGGUCCCAACACAGCGUGGAGGCUGCGGUUCAGGCCACCUGCAUGCAGGAGCAAGCCAUACAGACAGACUUUGUGCAUUAUCAGCCGGAUCUCGACACUAUCUUGGAAAAGGUGAUGAAGUCCCAGGAGUGCAGUUCGGGCAACCCCACGUUGGUUUGGGUGUCCGAAACAGAGAACGGUGCCGAGCCUCACAACUCAGAGAUCCGCAUCCAAAAUUGCCCCGACGGGGACGGGGAUUUGGCAGCCGCCGAUCCCAACUCGGCCGGGGCGGUUGCCUUGGGAGACCGUGCCAAGGAUCCCGCCGGACCGUCGGGUUCCCUGAGGUCGCCAGAUGACAACAACCCAGCGGUGCACCAGCCUUCGACCACAAGCCAGUCAGUAAGCGUCAUGUGUGCUCCAGACGAGGAGGCCGCCGAGCCGAGCCAAGAAGGGGCGGCGGCCGCGUCGCUAGAACCCCAAAGUUACUGGAGCCGCCACUUCAUCGUGGAUCUCUUGGCCGUGGUGGUGCCGGCAGUGCCGACGGUCGCCUGGCUUUGCCGCACUCAGAGGAGGCCAGGCCAGCCCAUCUACAAUAUCAGCUCCCUCCUGCGGGGCUGCUGCACGGUCGCCUUGCACUCCAUCCGCAAGAUCAGCUGCCGCUCCGUGGGCGGGGCCGGCAGCACCUGCCCCCAGCCGUGA